Sporothrix schenckii 1099-18 is the source of this 273-nucleotide messenger RNA. RefSeq lists its product as uncharacterized. Bases 1 to 273 code for a protein of 90 amino acids. The record is from RefSeq and is a predicted model, not a curated record. The transcript has a single exon. NCBI's taxonomy places the organism in Eukaryota, Fungi, Ascomycota, Sordariomycetes, Ophiostomatales, Ophiostomataceae.
AUGGCCCGUCGUGCAGUCGUAGUUGAAACGAGUCGCAAGAAUUGGUCGUAUCUGGUCGUCGUUGUGUCGUCGUCGAAUUUGCUUACUCAAUAUCAGGAUGACUAUGACCUGGGAUGCGAUGCGGCUGCAGGACGCAAACAAACAGGGUUCCUCGCGUCGGCCAACGCACGGCACACACGGCGGUCUGUGGACCACGUUGCGCUUUGGGGGGGUGGGGAGUGGGAGGAAUGGAGGGGGGUUGGGCGUGUGCACUCCGUCGUGAGGUGUGGUUGA